This is a messenger RNA of Beta vulgaris subsp. vulgaris (sugar beet), 2491 nucleotides long. RefSeq lists its product as uncharacterized. The record is from RefSeq and is a predicted model, not a curated record. The transcript has 11 exons. NCBI's taxonomy places the organism in Eukaryota, Viridiplantae, Streptophyta, Magnoliopsida, Caryophyllales, Amaranthaceae. Bases 359 to 2002 code for a protein of 547 amino acids. Gene Ontology annotation, molecular function: protein binding.
CCUGAAUCGGCCCCUAAUAAACCCGACCAGAGCUCCGUAGUUGACAACUCUAAUCUGAACCCGUCAAAGCCAAGGUCGCCGAUCUCCGAAGUCAAUACCAAAAAAAAACCAAAAAAAAAAAAAAAAACCCGACUUACACCACGCAAUACUGAAUCAAACCUUCCAUUGAAAUUCUUUUGAUCCGAGAGAAACUCCAGAAACCUCCAUUCCUGGUUCGUGCUGCAAUCAAUAUCUAUCUCUCUGUCUUGCAAGAGGAGGAUAGAGAAAGAGCUCAGGAUUAAAAAAAAAAAACCUAAGAGUAAUGUCAUGAACAAAUGCUCAGCGAAGAACACCAUCAUCGAUCAUCGCCGCCGAAACUAUGAAUAAUAGCACCACCACCACAACCACAACAAGCAAUAGCUCCACCAUUAAUGGCGGUGCUUCAACUCCCAUAGUCGGACUUAAAACUUACUUCAAAACUCCUGAAGGCCGCUACAAUCUUCAUUCCGAGAAGUCUCAUCCUUCUGCUUUACUCCAUUUUUCUCACGGUAAAUCCGUCUGUCAGGUAACUUUAGCUAAUCUUAAGGAGAAGGCAGCAUCAACAACACCCACAUCGAGCUCGGGUUAUAAUGCAACUAGUAGUGUAAGAUCAGCUGCUGCAAAGUUGCUUGGCACGAGUAAUGGAGGGCGAGCUCUUAGUUUUGUAGGAGUCAAUGGAGUUAAUAAGUCUGCUGCUGCUGCUACCAAAACUGCUUCACUUGGAAGCUCUAGUAAUGCUAACAACGCGCCUAUUACCAAUUUUGAUGGUAAAGGAAUGUACAUGAUAUUUAAUGUCGGAGACACUUUGUAUAUUAGCGACGUAAAUUCACAGGACAAGGAUCCCAUCAAAUCCAUACACUUUGCCAAUUCAAAUCCUGUAUGUCAUGCCUUUAAUCCCGAAUCUAAGGAUGGCCAUGACUUACUCAUAGGGUUAAACUCCGGAGAUGUCUACACGGUAUCCCUAAGACAGCAGUUGCAAGAUAUUGGAAAGAAAGUCAUUGGUGCUCAGCAUUAUAACAAAGAUGGCUCUGCCAAUAACAGCCGAUGUUCCAGCGUUGCAUGGGUUCCUCAAGGAAAUGGUGCAUUUGUUGUUGCUCAUGUUGAUGGAAACUUGUAUGUGUAUGAGAAGGGGAAGGAUGCUAUUGUUGAUUCGUCUUUUCCACUCAUAAAGGAUGCAACUCAAUUUUCCACUGCACAUGCAAAAUCUAGUAAGAGCAAUCCAAUUGCCAGGUGGCAUAUAUGUCAAGGUUCAAUCAAUAGAAUGGCAUUCUCCUUUGAUGGAACUCAUCUGGCUAUUGUUGGUAGAGAUGGAUUUUUAAGAGUAUAUGACUAUCAGAAAGAACAGCUAGUAUGUGGUGGAAAAAGCUAUUAUGGUGCUAUUCUCUGCUGUGCAUGGAGCAUGGAUGGUAAAUAUAUUCUGACUGGUGGUGAGGAUGAUCUAGUUCAAGUUUGGAGCAUGGAAGAUCGCAAGGUUAUAGCAUGGGGUGAGGGGCACAAUUCAUGGGUCAGUGGAGUUGCUUUUGAUCCAUAUUGGUCACCCCCUUCUUCAGAUAGUGCAGGAGAAAAUGUGAUGUAUCGCUUUGGUUCUGUUGGCCAGGACACUCAAUUACUCUUAUGGGAUUUUUCAAUGGAUGAGAUUGUAGUGCCUCUUCGCCGUUGUCCACCAGGCGGCUCACCUACAUAUAGUGCUGCAAGUCAAUCAUCUCAGUGGGAUAAUGUGGUUCCUUUAGGCUCUUUACAGCCUGCUCCGAGUAUGCGAGAUGUCCCAAAGCUCUCUCCUCUUGUUGCUCAUCGUGUUUACUCUGAGCCUUUGUCGGACUUGGUCUUCACUCAGCACUCCAUUCUCACAGCAUGCAGAGAAGGGCACAUAAAAGUUUGGAUGAGACCUGGAUCUUCUGAAAGCAUAUCAAGCGAUUCAGAAACUCUCUCUAGUGCAACAGAAAAGCCCCCAAUACCAACUGCUAAUGGAUCGAAUGGCAAAUAACCAAGUGAGAAAUUUCCAAUCACGAAUUGUGUAGACAGUUGAGUGUCAAAUUGCAGGUAAGUUAUAUUUAUAUGCAUAUGCUUAAUGAGGCUCAUGCACCAUCUAAGUAGUCCUGUUGAGCUAAUCCACUCUAUGCAUCUGUGUGUAGUACCAAUGUUAAUACUGCCAGCUGCUGAAAGAGCUUAAAUGCGUAAUUACUAGGUUAUCAGCAUCUUUAGGAAUACUAACUGUAUAGGUGCAAAUAAUAGAGGUGCUGCGGAAAUCUUUUGAGAUAUUAGUUAUAGACUUCCAACGUUUAGUAUGAUCUGGUGGUAGAAGAUCGAACUUCCAGUCCGAGCAAUUGAAGAUUUUGUUGUACAUUAACGACUUCAAUCCUUUUUAUUCUUGUAUAAUGAUUAUUAUUAUCAUCAUUUUAGGUUUAGAGACGAAAUUUUCUUAAUGAUACUUUUUCUUAUUUGACGUACAAUAUAUUUUAUUUGUUUUCUUGCA